AUGCAGACAGUGGUACAUUGUGGGAAUGGCUGGGAUGUGAGUUACACUUCUACUGAGAUCUGUGCCGUCAGAGGAUCAACAGUGGACAUUACCUGUACCUACACAUACCCAUCCACAUUUAAUAACCAUGAUACUACAGUUCAGGAAACUCUCUGGUUCAUUCAAGAGAGUAAUGGGAUUCACGUUGAUCUAAGGACUGAUCCGGAGUAUUCAGGUCGUGUGGAGAAUCUCUGUGGAAACAACAAGUGCACUCUGAGAAUCUCUAACCUGAGAGAGAGCGACUCAGCUGUGUACAAGUUCAGGUUCACAACAAACCAACCUGGAGGGAGAUUAACUGGUUCAGCUGGAGUCACUCUGUCUGUCACAGGUGUCCAGGUGCUCAGCACAAAAUUAUCAGAUUGCUUGAUGGGGGACUGUUCAUGGUCAAGUGUGGAGUGUCGAACCAGAUGUCCUCCAACUCCCAGUCUGUCCUACAUCUGGUACAAGAACGGACAAAAGACACCGGGAGAAAAAUCGUAUAGAGACUACUUUUAUUCAAGAGACAGCAUUUCCUGUGCUGUGAGAGGCCAAGAGGAUUUCCCCUCUGCUCCAGUGUACGCUCCAAAGCCUCCCUCUCUGUCAGUGAGUCCCUCUGGUGAGAUCAUGGAGGGCAGCUCAGUGACUCUGACCUGCAGCAGUGAUGCUAACCCAGCAGCUCACUACACCUGGUACAAGGAGGACGAGGACUCACCAACAGCAUCAGGACAAAACUUCACCAUCACUAAUAUCACAGCUGAACAUGGUGGAAAGUAUCAGUGUGAGGCCCAGAACACACACGGACGUAGUAACACCACUUUACAUCUAACUGUUGGAGCAGAGAAGUCAGUGAUAACCAUGAAUAUCAUCUGGUACACUCUGGUGGUCGUGCUGGUUCCAGUGCUGGUCUGGACUCUGUGGACGAGGAUGAAGAAAACUCUGAGCUUGAAAUCAGAAGUGAAUGAAGCUGUGGAGAUGAUAGAGUCACACAACUGUCCUGUGUAUGAGAGCUUCGAUGCUGCAGCACAGACAGAAGACACAGAGGAGCAGGAAGACCUGGUGCACUGUGAUUGGUUGAUGAAAGCAUUGGUUUUGAGUCAGUUUGACUUGGGUGUGAGUUACACUUCUACUGAGAUCUGUGCCUUCAGAGGAUCAACAGUGGACAUUAACUGUACCUACACAUACCCAUCCAGGUUGAAUCGCCUUGAUACUACAGUUCAGGAAACUUUCUGGUUUGUUAAAGAGAGUAAUGGGAUUCAGGUUGAUCUAAGGACUGAUCCGGAGUAUUCAGGUCGUGUGGAGAAUCUCUGUGGAAACAACAAGUGCACUCUGAGAAUCUCUAACCUGAGAGAGAGCGACUCAGCUGUGUACAAGUUCAGGUUCACAACAAACCAACCUAAUGGGAGUUUAACUGGUUCAGCUGGAGUCACUCUGUCUGUCACAGACCCUCAGCUCCAGGUACAUGUGAGGAGAUCAACAGCCAAUCCAUCUUCUACCUGGACAGAGCUGACCUGUCACAGCAGGUGUCAGCUCCCUGAUCAUCUUUCCUACGUUUGGUACAAAAACAAUAAACCUGUUGGACGAAAAAAAUACUUUCACCUCCGACAUUUUAAUGCUGAAGACAACUAUCACUGUGCUAUAGAAGGACAGGAGCGUUUCCCUUCUCCUACAUUGGAUGCUCCAAAGCCUCCCUCUGUGUCAGUGAGUCCCUCUGGUGAGAUCAUGGAGGGCAGCUCAGUGAAUCUGACCUGCAGCAGUGAUGCUAACCCAGCAGCUAAAUACACCUGGUAUAAGAGAAAUGGAGAUAAAAAAGUUCAACCUCCCAGUGAAGAGACACAAUUUGUCCUCAGCUCCAUCCGGUCGUCAGACUCUGGAGAGUAUUACUGCACAGCUGAGAAUGAGCUGGGAAGGAGUUCAGCAAACAUCUUGAUUACUGUGACAUACGCUCCAAAGCCUCCCUCUGUGUCAGUGAGUCUCUCUGGUGAGAUCAUGGAGGGCAGCUCGGUGACUCUGACCUGCAGCAGUGAUGCUAACCCAGCAGCUAAAUACACCUGGUACAAGCAGGACGAGGACUCACCAACAGCAUCAGGACAAAUCUUCACCAUCACUAAUAUCACAGCUGAACAUGGUGGAAAGUAUCAGUGUGAGGCCAAGAACACACACGGACGUAGUAAGGCCACCUUACAUCUGACUGUUGGAGCAGGGAAGUCAGUGAUAAUCAUGAAUAUCAUCAGGCUGACUCUGGUGGUCGUGCUGGUUCCAGUGCUGGUCUGGACUCUGUGGACGAGACCCUCUGCUCCAGACGCUCCAAAGCCUCCCUCUAUGUCAGUGAGUCCCUCUGGUGAGAUCAUGGAGGGCAGCUCGGUGACUCUGACCUGCAGCAGUGAUGCUAACCCAGCAGCUAACUACACCUGGUACAAGGAGGACGAGGACUCGCCAACAGCAUCAGGACAAAACUUCACCAUCACUAAUAUCACAGCUGAACAUGGUGGAAAUUAUCAGUGUGAGGCCCAGAACACACACGGACGUAGUAACACCACCUUACAUCUGACUGUUGGAGCAGAUGUGUCACAGCUGUAUAUCAAGACCAUCAAAUUGCACAUGAACAAUACUGACUGA
This is a messenger RNA of Limanda limanda (common dab), 2634 nucleotides long. Its product is annotated as carcinoembryonic antigen-related cell adhesion molecule 5-like. The record is from RefSeq and is a predicted model, not a curated record. The transcript has 16 exons. Bases 1 to 2634 code for a protein of 877 amino acids. NCBI's taxonomy places the organism in Eukaryota, Metazoa, Chordata, Actinopteri, Pleuronectiformes, Pleuronectidae.